Messenger RNA from Tachyglossus aculeatus (Australian echidna), 1723 nucleotides. It is a transcript of the gene ZBTB8A, whose product is annotated as zinc finger and BTB domain containing 8A. The record is from RefSeq and is a predicted model, not a curated record. Gene Ontology annotation, biological process: regulation of transcription by RNA polymerase II. The coding region runs from base 257 to 1693 and encodes 478 amino acids. Lineage: Eukaryota; Metazoa; Chordata; Mammalia; Monotremata; Tachyglossidae. Gene Ontology annotation, molecular function: DNA-binding transcription factor activity, RNA polymerase II-specific; protein binding; RNA polymerase II cis-regulatory region sequence-specific DNA binding. The transcript has 4 exons.
CCUUGCCUUGAAAAGGUACUCAGUAAAAUGUUCUUUGACCUUCUUACAGGAAUAUUUACCGGUCUCCUGACGGCAGAUAGCCCUUUAUCUCCUGCACCAAAAGUACGUCAGAAGUGGCUCUCGUAGCUCCAUAUUGGAGUUACUCUACAAGAAGCCGAGCCAGACCUGAAUCUCUUCUCGCCAUUUCCAGUUUAAUUGCUGUCCAAAUUUUAUUCUUAAAAGGGGCUCCAAGAGCGCUAACCGAAAAACACCCAGGAUGGAGAUUUCUUCUCAUCAGUUUCACCUUCUGGAGCAACUGAAUGAACAGCGCAGGCAAGAUGAGUUUUGCGACUGCAGUAUCUUAGUUGAAGGGAAAGUCUUCAAAGCCCAUCGGAACGUGCUGUUCGCGAGCAGCGGCUACUUCAAGAUGCUUCUUUCCCAGAGUUCAAAGGAAACCAGUCAGCCUACCACGGCUACGUUUCAGGCAUUUUCGCCCGAGACUUUCACCGUAAUUCUGGAUUUCGUGUAUUCGGGCAAACUCUCACUCACCAGUCAGAAUGUCAUAGAAGUGAUGUCGGCCGCCAGCUUCCUGCAGAUGACCGACGUCAUAAGCGUUUGUAAGACGUUCAUUAAAUCCUCACUGGACAUUAGCGAGAAAGAGAAGGAUCGCUACUUCAGUCUGUCGGACAAAGACGCCCAUUCCAACGGGGUGGAGCGAGGUUCCUUCUACGGGCCUGGUUGGAGAGCCGAGAGCAGCCCUCCGCCUCCUCACCUAAGCCCCGAUCAAGGGACGGGCGCCGUGGGUGGAAAUUCUUGGAGCAAUUACAACUACUACCCGGCUUCCCAAAGGAACGUCCAGCCGCCGUUGGCCAAGCAAGAGCAGAGGCAAGAUUCCAGUAAGAAGUCCACCCGGCACCUAGCCCUGCCGCAGCCUUCUGACGUUCCUCCUUUCAAGACAAGUAAACAGGAAGAUCGCGCUUCCCAGCCUGCCGGCCCCAAUCCCCGUCCGGAAGAGCAAAUUGAUGCGGAAGUGGACUCCACCCAUGGUGGGUACCAGUAUGAUCGUGGGUGUGAUGUUACACCUAGAAACUUAACAGGGUCCCAACAAGAACACGAAUCCCCUCGGUCUGCUUCCAAAUCUCCAAAGGCAGAUGAAUCCUAUGCUAACAUGCCCUUAAUUUUAGGUGUGAUGGGCAGCUGGACUGAAGAUGAUCUGCCUCGGAUGAGAUUCAAGUGCCCAUUCUGCACCCACGUGGUGAAGCGGAAAGCGGAUCUCAAACGCCACCUUCGCUGUCAUACUGGGGAAAGGCCUUAUCCUUGCGAGGCCUGUGGGAAAAGAUUUAGCAGGCUAGAUCACCUAAGUAGCCAUUUUCGAACAAUUCACCAGGCCUGCAAGCUAAUCUGCAGGAAGUGCAAGCGCCACGUGACCGAUCUAACAGGACAGGUGGUACAGGAGGGCACGCGGCGCUACAGACUGUGUAACGAGUGCCUGGCAGAAGCUGGUAUAGACAGCGUGCCCAUCGAUUUGGACGCUGAACACUCUGUUGCCUCCCCUUCAGACAGAGAGAAGGGCUCGAGGUGGCACUUACGUGGAGAGGAGAGCAGGUCGUACGUGGAAAUCGUAGAAGACGGCUCUGCCGACCUGGUGAUCCAACAGGUCGACGACAGUGACGACGAGGAAGAAGAAAAAGAAAUUAAGCCCAACAUUAGGUAGUCGGGAGCAAACCAAGCCCGCAUGUCUUCU